Macadamia integrifolia is the source of this 2506-nucleotide messenger RNA. RefSeq lists its product as uncharacterized. The record is from RefSeq and is a predicted model, not a curated record. The transcript has 2 exons. Lineage: Eukaryota; Viridiplantae; Streptophyta; Magnoliopsida; Proteales; Proteaceae. Gene Ontology annotation, biological process: positive regulation of growth. Bases 337 to 1995 code for a protein of 552 amino acids.
UGUUUCCUUCCUCCACAGCGUUCGCCGGCAAAGGCAAUACUCAUAUAAAUAUAUAUAUAUAUAUAUAUAUAUUUUUUUUUUCCCUCACUCUUUAUCUUUUUUUCUUUUUCUUUUGUAGUUCUGCAGAGACGACCUCACAGUAAGCCAUUGUAGCUUCGCAGCUGUUUUCAAAAGAAAAAGCCACCCCACUUUCUCUACCACCGUUCUUUCCUUUCUACUGCUCCAUUUUUCGAAUCUCUUUCCCACGAGGACGAGGGAUUUCGUACUUCAUUCAUUUUUCUGCUAAGAUUUCGAAAUUGUGAGAUCUGCUAGUCUUUAUUCUUUGGUUGAAUCGAGAUGUCGACAGAGUCGUGGUUUAGUAGUUUAUGGAAGCAUUCAUGGAGACAUAACCAUGAACAUGAAAAGGUUACUAUUGGUGUGUUGGCAUUUGAAGUUGCAACUUUGAUGUCAAAGGUGGUUCAUUUAUGGCAAUGUCUGUGCGAUAAGCAAGUUGUUAGGUUGAGGGAAGAGAUCAUGAAUUCGGAUGGUAUCAGGAGGCUUGUAUCUGAUAACGAUGAAUUCCUUGUGGAUUUGGUCUAUGCAGAAAUGGUUGAAAACUUGGGGUUUGUAGUGAAAUCCGUGGCUAGGCUAGGGAAGAAGUGCUCGGACCUUGUACUGCAACGGUUUGAGAAUGAGUUUGAUGAACUUGUCAUGACUGAUGAGGGUGUACAUGGCUGGGAAUUCACCUGGAAGAAGAUGGAAAUGAAAGUUAAAAAGAUGGAGAGAUUCUUUGCCAUUAGCACGAACUUGCAUCAAGAGCUGGAAGUUCUUGCCGAAAUGGAACAGACUCUGAGGAGAAUGCAGGCAAGUAAUGAUGACCCAAAUCGGUCAAGCUUACUUGAGUUCCAUCAGAAGGUUAUGUGGCAGCGGCAGGAGGUUAAGUAUCUCCGAGAGAUCUCCCUAUGGAACAGGACUUAUGAUUACACAUUCCGCCUCCUUGGCAGGUCUCUGUUCACAAUAUUCAGGCGGAUCAAAUAUGUGUUUGGAAUCAAUGAGAAGGAAGCUGUGGAUGGACUCUAUAAUUCACCAGUUUUUAGUACAUAUUAUCUGUGUCGUAGUAACUCCGUUGCUGGACUGAUUCAGCCAUCAGUUCAUCCAUGUGAGAAAACCGAAGCAAUGUUCUCUUCAGAUCCUCUAGUUAAGCCAAUUUCAAAAUCAGGGCCUAUUCUUGGCACACCGAAAACUAGCUGCAGGCAUCAGCAUACUCGUGGGAAUGUGUCUACUCCUGCCCAUGGGAAGAAAUCACGUUCAAAAGCGAAGCGGUUGACUUCUGUAGGCCCUUUCAAAGGAUGCGUGAUGGGUGAAGACGACAAUCCGAUAUUGCAAAGCCACGCGCCUGUAAGUCAUGGCUUUCGGAAGUCCAAUGUUGUUUAUUCUGGAAUUCUCAAUGGAAUAGAAGAUGCUAAUGCAGAACUGCUUACGCACAGCAGCAUAGACCAUACUAAUCUCUCUCUGUUCAGUUCUAAGCACAGAUUGCUGAAUGCUCCUCCAUCAACUCUUGGUGGUGCUGCUUUAGCACUCCAUUAUGCGAACGUGAUUAUUGUAAUAGAGAAGCUAGUGACAUAUCCUGACCUGAUUGGUCCUGAUUCAAGACAUGACCUGUACAAUAUGUUGCCCACAAGUGUAAGAACGGCACUAAGGGCUAGGCUAAAGUCAUAUACCAAGAACUUGGCUUCAUCCUUUUGUGAUGCUGUUCUUGGAGCGGAAUGGGAUGACGCUUUGGCAAGGAUACUAGAAUGGUUGGCUCCACUUGCUCAUAACAUGAUAAGGUGGCAUUCUGAGCGGAAUUUUGAGCAGCAGAACUUUGUCUUCAGAACAAAUGUGCUCCUGGUACAGACUCUGUACUUUGCUAAUCAGGCGAAGACAGAAGCUGCAAUAACGGAGCUUCUUGUGGGUCUCAAUUACAUUUGGAGAUUUAGGAGACACCUUAACACAAAAGCUUUACGGGAGUGCUAGCAGCAGAAAUUUGGAUGGUUAUUUGGAUACGAUGGGCUAAUUUUUUUCCAUCCAUGGUCAAAUCUCCUAAAGAUUUCCUGGAAGUGUCGUAAAAUGAAUGGUUGAUCAUGUUCAAGAGAUCCAGGUUAAUAAAGGUUUGACCAAGCAUAGUUUGAUGCUGAAGCACAUGAUUUUAUUCAUAGAUUCAGUGUGGUGGAAACUGGUUAUCUUCUAAGAUGGGUGAGUGGCAUGGAUUUUAAUUCUUUUGAAUGGCUUUCGUACCGAAUGAACAUUGUUCCAGAAGUUAAAAGGUACAGUUUCAGCAUCUGAGCCUUUUGUUUUCCCUCUUCUGAGAUGAAAUGCAAACCUUGCCUCUUGGGCCUUUGAAAUUGGCAAGCACAGCCAGCAUCUCAUACGUCAUAUUUCAACAUUGUACCAUUACGACUCCAUGGUCUCCCAAGAAUUGUAUACUGAUAGCAACAUUCAGUGGAAUCUGUAAAUUUUACUAUAUAGAAAUCUUAUUCUAUCUCAA